AUGGUGUCCUUUAUUGUCCCGUUUUUGGUGUCCUUGGCCGCCGCAUUGAUAGCCACAGAUCAAGCGCCAAAACCGCUUUCAUUCACUUUGAACAAGCACCCGAAAACGCUGGUGGUACGACCUCUUCGUGGUGGCUCUGUUUCCGAUGUUCAGAUCGAAGUUGCGAGUGUUAAUGCUAAUGCACGGCUCUUCUCAGACGGGGAAGGCUACACCAUCAAUUUGGGGAUCAUUGAUGAAGACCAACAGUUGCUGGUGCUUUUGGAUACCGGGUCCGCCGACUUGUGGGUUGACGCUACUAAAUUAAAUGAUACCAAUGGGUUUACGAAAGUCGGCAUACCAUUUGCCAUUGGCUACGGCUACCUGUCGAGCGUACGGGGCGAUUAUGGAACCUCGUCAGUGUGGCUUGAGAACGGCCUUGAAGUCAAAGACCUCCGGUGGGUAUUGGCCUCUGACGUUCAGUUAAACGGUACCAUUUACCCGGGGAUUCUUGGGGUAGGCAGAGUGCUUAAUGAAGCCACGAGAUCCCACUACCCUAACUUCCCGCAAAAAUUGAAGGAUAACGGCUUGACUACGUCCAAUUCGUACUCGUACUACCUCAAUAAGCUUGGGGCUGCCACUGGUAAUAUCAUCUUUGGCGGGCGUGAUCUUGCCAAAGUGAAAGGUCCCGUGGCCACAAUCAACUCCAACCCUAAAAUUGGCUACGAUUCAGUUACGGUCCUGAAAUUGACCACCAGUGAUGGCGUCUCGGUUAAAGGGUUUGAAGGGUUUUUGGAUACUGGGACCACAUUGACAUUUCUCCCCGAGGAAGUCAUCACCAGUUUGAACGUCACCGGCGUCUACGUUGACCAGCACCUGUAUUACAUCGCUUGUGAUCAACCGGAAGAUAAAUACGUCUCGUACUGGUUUGACGACGCGGAAAUUAAGGUGUCGUAUAAGGACUUAGCGCUCCCUGAAACUGACGACCUGGGUAAGCUCACUGGGAGGUGUGUGUAUGGCCUUCAAGCUGGUCCUCCUUAUGUGUUUGGAGAUACGUUUUUGCGCAGUGCUUACAUUACUACCAACCACGACACCAACCAGGUGUUGAUCUCCGCCGUUGAGUAUACCGACGAGGAAAAUAUCGUCGCCAUUUGA
Diutina rugosa is the source of this 1131-nucleotide messenger RNA. RefSeq lists its product as uncharacterized. Gene Ontology annotation, molecular function: aspartic-type endopeptidase activity. NCBI's taxonomy places the organism in Eukaryota, Fungi, Ascomycota, Pichiomycetes, Serinales, Debaryomycetaceae. Gene Ontology annotation, biological process: proteolysis. The record is from RefSeq and is a predicted model, not a curated record. Bases 1 to 1131 code for a protein of 376 amino acids. The transcript has a single exon.